AAUGUUUCGUCCGCUACGUUUGCUAUUAGAUUUGAUCGUUGUGAGUGAUUAUUUUAGUUAAUUGGGGACUGGAGCUGACUCAAGUACGUUGAGACCGGAGUAGAAGCGACGGUUUAACGAAUUUGCUGCGACGACUGAAUUGUGUUUUUGUUAUGAUUUUGGAAAUUGUUUAUUGAGUCGAUUUUGUUUCAUUUUUGAAUACGAAAAACUGGCUAGAAAUGGCGUUGUUAGGAACUACACGAGUUUUAUUUAAAAAUGCAGCUCCAACUCGAAAAUUAAGUUGUUCCUACUCGAAAUUCACUGCCAAUGUGCAGCAAGCAGCUAAGCCAGCAGCAAAUGCAGUUGAAACGCCGAAAAUCGAGACGAUAACCCAGACUUCACCACUGACAGAUAAGUUCGGGCGACAUCACACUUAUUUGCGGAUCUCACUGACUGAGCGCUGCAAUUUGCGUUGUAAGUACUGUAUGCCUGCGGAGGGUGUUUCGCUACAACCAAAAACAAACCUAUUAACCACUGAUGAAAUUUAUUAUUUGGCACGCAUAUUCGUAGAGCAAGGAGUACGCAAGAUACGUUUGACCGGAGGAGAACCGACUGUUCGCAAAGAUAUUGUCGACAUUAUUGCAAAAAUUAAAGCAAUACCAAAACUGGAAAGUGUUGGUAUCACUACUAAUGCGCUUGUGUUGACGCGCUUGUUGGUGCCCAUGCAACGUGCUGGCCUAGAUGCUGUUAAUAUAAGCUUGGACACAUUGAAACCACAUCGUUUUGAGGAAAUCACUAGGCGACGUGGCUGGGAACGCGUCAUAGCUGGUAUUGAUUUGGCAAUACAAUUGGGUUAUAAACCAAAAAUAAAUUGUGUGUUGAUGCGCAAUUUUAAUGAAGAUGAAAUCUGUGAUUUUGUCGAAUUCACUAAGGAUCGCAAUAUCGAUGUGCGUUUUAUAGAAUAUAUGCCAUUUAGUGGAAAUAAAUGGCACACUGAACGUCUAAUAUCUUACAGAGAAACAUUGGAACAAAUACGUCAAAAAUGGCCAGAUUUUGCAGCUUUGCCUAAUGGUCCAAAUGACACGUCUAAAGCGUAUCAUGUACCUGGUUUUGCGGGCCAAGUUGGGUUUAUAACAUCAAUGACUGAACACUUUUGCGGCACAUGCAAUCGAUUGCGUUUAACAGCAGACGGUAAUAUUAAGGUCUGCUUGUUUGGCAAUAAGGAGUUCUCACUACGCGAUGCUAUUAGAGGAAACUGUUCUGAAGAUGACUUAGUUGCUUUGAUAGGUGCGGCAGUUAAGCGAAAGAAAAAGCAGCACGCAGCCAACACCAACACAAUUCUACAUACAAUGUUUAAGAGACAUUGUUUACUUUUCGGCUCAUGGCAUCAUGACAACAAUUUAAUAUUAAGUACACUUAGCACGCAAGGUAUCACACAUAAUCGUAUAUCACCACAAAUGAGGAACUAUUGCAUGCAAAGAGAUUCGCAACUGACACACGUCGAUGAAACCGGAAAAGCUAAAAUGGUUGAUGUUUCCAAUAAAGAUUCGUCUAAGCGUGAAGCUAUAGCAAGCGCAUCCGUCAUUGUCGGCCCACAUAUAGCGCAUUUGAUAAAAGAAAAUAAUAUGACCAAAGGUGAUGUUUUGAGCGUGGCAGAAAUUGCUGGUAUACUUGGAGCAAAAAAAACUUCUGAAAUUAUUCCACUUUGCCAUAAUAUCACAUUAACAUCUAUUAAUGUACAAGCAGUACUGAAUAUGGAUAAGUAUUGCGUAGAUAUUACUGCCAGUGUGAUCUCUUGUGGGAAAACAGGCGUUGAGAUGGAGGCUCUAGCAGCUGUCACUAUUGCUGGACUCACAGUGUAUGAUAUGUGCAAGGCAGUAUCGCACGAUAUUACAAUAACGGAUAUACGACUAAGUAGCAAAUCUGGUGGCAAACGUAACUUUAAGCGCAAAGAUGUUUAAAAAAUACAUAUACCCUUCAUUUAUGUGUAACUAUGUUCGCAUUCAUAUUGUUUGUAAAAUUUUACAUUAUUUAUAAU
Messenger RNA from Teleopsis dalmanni, 2017 nucleotides. RefSeq names its product molybdenum cofactor biosynthesis protein 1 (gene Mocs1). NCBI's taxonomy places the organism in Eukaryota, Metazoa, Arthropoda, Insecta, Diptera, Diopsidae. The coding region runs from base 219 to 1940 and encodes 573 amino acids. The transcript is spliced from 8 exons. Gene Ontology annotation, molecular function: GTP 3',8'-cyclase activity; metal ion binding; 4 iron, 4 sulfur cluster binding. Gene Ontology annotation, biological process: Mo-molybdopterin cofactor biosynthetic process. The record is from RefSeq and is a predicted model, not a curated record.